GAACCUGUAGGCCCGUUUAGUUGAGACUUUACGGUAGUAGACGCGCUCUACCAGCUGAUCUGUCAUUUCAGACCUCCACGGGCUUCAGAGCAGGAACUUCUUUGUUUUAAGUGAAGACUUUUUUUUGUGUCCAAUUCUAAUCAUGUCUUCGAUCAUCAGGAAGAUAAUCAACACCACUAAAGCGCCAGCAGCUAUCGGGCCGUACAGCCAGGCGGUGGUGGUGGACAGGACCAUGUACGUGUCAGGCCAGCUGGGGAUGGACCCUGCCUCUGGUCAGCUGGUGGAGGGAGGGGUCCAGGCUCAGACCAAACAGGCUCUGGUAAACAUGGGGGAGAUCCUGAAGGAAGCAGGGUGUGGAUAUGACAGUGUCGUGAAAACCACAGUUCUUUUGGCUGACAUGAAUGACUUCGUCAGUGUGAAUGAUGUCUAUAAAACAUUUUUCAGCAGUAGCUUCCCAGCUAGGGCUGCCUACCAGGUCGCUGCUCUGCCCAGGGGUGGGCUUGUAGAGAUUGAAGCUGUUGCUGUUCUGGGCCCUCUGACUGAGGUCUCUUGAUGUAGCCUAAACGUCAGCGACAGAACAGGAAAAAAAUCAACAACUCCCAUGUCCCAUAAAAUGACGUGCCAUCACAAUACCAGCGUAUAGUGAAUCAUUUCCAUUGGUUAAGAUGGUCCAAUAAAACAUCACUUCCUGUUUAAAAAUAAAGUCAAAACAAAUGAAUAGAA
Molecule: messenger RNA, 723 nt
Organism: Oncorhynchus mykiss (rainbow trout)
Lineage: Eukaryota; Metazoa; Chordata; Actinopteri; Salmoniformes; Salmonidae
Product: 2-iminobutanoate/2-iminopropanoate deaminase
Cellular component (GO): cytosol; mitochondrion
Molecular function (GO): deaminase activity
Source: RefSeq, a predicted model, not a curated record